GUGAAAUGACCAAACUGCACGUGUUUGGCAAAUGGCACGACAUCCCAAGGAAGCAGGUGACCUACGGAGACCCCGGGUUGACGUACACUUACUCAGGUGUUACCUUCUCUCCAAAACCUUGGAUCCCAGUUCUCAACCGUAUCAGAGACCGUGUGGCUCUGCACACAGGACACACCUUUAAUUUCGUUCUCAUUAACAGGUACAAAGACGGCGAGGACCACAUCGGGGAGCAUCGGGACGACGAGCGGGAGCUGGUGCCACGCAGCCCCAUCGCCUCCGUGUCCUUUGGGGCUUGCAGGGACUUUGUUUUCAGGCACUGUGAUGCCAGAGGGAAGAAGGCCACGAGGCACAUCAAGCCCAUCCAGCUGCAGCUGGCCCACGGCAGCCUGCUGCUGAUGAAGUACCCCACCAACGUGUACUGGUACCACAGCCUGCCCGUCCGCAGGAGGGUCCUCGCCCCGAGAGUCAACCUCACCUUUCGGAAGGUGAUCCCUGUAGCCAAGGAGUGA
This is a messenger RNA of Merops nubicus (carmine bee-eater), 509 nucleotides long. It is a transcript of the gene ALKBH2, whose product is annotated as alkB, alkylation repair homolog 2 (E. coli). The record is from RefSeq and is a predicted model, not a curated record. The annotation marks the transcript as partial. Gene Ontology annotation, biological process: DNA repair. The transcript is spliced from 2 exons. NCBI's taxonomy places the organism in Eukaryota, Metazoa, Chordata, Aves, Coraciiformes, Meropidae.